UCCCAUCUGGUCUUUGUGGAAUUCAAAGCGAAACUUAGAAAGAAAAGUCAUGGCUAACCUCAUAGUGGCAGCGAUUGAUAUUGGUACAACCUUCUCUGGUUAUGCAUUUUCUUUUGUGCACCAAUACAUGAAAGACCCAUUGAAGAUCUCAAUAAAUUCAUGGACUGCAGGCUGCGGGGCUGUAGUGUCUUUAAAGACAUCGACAUGUGUUCUUUUUGAUCCAAAGGGAGAGUUUCAUUCCUUCGGUUAUGAUGCUGAGGAUAAGUAUUCAGAAUUGGCCCUUGAUGACAAUCAUCAUGAUUGGUAUUACUUUAGAAGAUUCAAAAUGACUCUGUACAAAAGGAUGGACUUAACCAGAAAAACCCUUAUUGAAGAUGACAAAGGAAAGGAAAUGGAGGCAAUAAAAGUAUUUUCUUCUGCUAUUGGCUAUCUUAAAGAUCAAAUGUUGAUCAACUGCAAAAAGCAGCUCACAGGCAUAGAAGAGUCUGAUAUAACGUGGGUUUUAACAGUGCCAGCAAUUUGGAACGACAAGUCGAAACAAUUAAUGAGAGAAACCGCGGAAGAGGCUGGUAUAUGCAGAGAUAAGUUGGUGCUUGCCCUUGAACCUGAAGCAGCUUCGUUAUACUGCAUGUACCUUCCAAUACAUAAAGACAGUGAUAAUUCUAACUAUGGAGUCUUUAAAUCUGGAGAAAAAUAUAUGGUUGUUGAUGCUGGAGGUGGUACAAUAGACAUUACUGUCCAUGAAAUCAGGGAAAAUGGAUCUGUAAAGGAACUCCACAAAGCCAACGGAGGUGAUUGGGGUGGGACCAAUGUAGAUGCAUCAUUUAAGACUCUCUUGGCCGAUAUUGUAGGAAAGGACGUUUUCGAGAAAUUCAGUUCUGAUAACAAGUAUGAUUUUCUUGAUCUUAUGCGGGAAUUUGAAAUAAAAAAGAGGAAAAUCAGCCCUGAUCUAAAUGGGUUAGUGACGAUUAAAGUCCCAGUCAGAUUGUCAGAGACAUUUUGCAAAAUGAACCCGGGAAUCAACAUAGCAGAUGUUUGUACAAGGAACUCAAAAUACAGAGAACAACUGACUUGGAGCAUCGAUAAAAUUCGAAUAGAGGCAAGUCUUGUGAAGAUGCUAUUUCGAGGAAGUUGCAUCAAAAUAGUAAACCAUAUGAAGGAGCUAUUCACACACCCUGCAGUAAACGAUGUGUCAUUCAUUUUACUAGUAGGAGGUUUUUCAGAAUCACUCAUGUUACAAUCGGAAAUAAGAGAGGCAUUUAAAAACAAAAAAGUCAUUAUACCAGAAGAAGCUGGGUUGGCGGUUUUAAAGGGAGCGGUAUUAUGUGGACAUGAACCCGAAAAAGUUUCAGGUAGAGUUUGCAGAUAUACAUAUGGAGUUAAGACAACAACAAAAUUCAAUAGUUCCAUUCACCCUAAAUUUAAAAAAAUCAUACGCAAUGGUAUUGAACGCUGUGACGAUAUCUUCAGUAUUCAUGUCCGUGUGGGACAAGUGGUUGAGGUCGGGGAACCACAAAUGAAACGAACAUACACACCGGUAGAACCAGAUCAAACGAAUGUUGAAUUUGAUAUAUACACUUCACAUGACAAAGAACCGACAUACACGACAGAUGAAGGAUGUACACAUCUCGGCAAGCUUACAGUUGCCAUGCCAGACACAUCCAAGGGAAUGGAUCGAGAAGUCAUUGUCCACAUGACGUUUAGUGGAACUGAAAUUGCUGUCACAGCAGUAGAUCCAGAUAACCCCGAGAGAGCUGUAACAACCAAUGUUGACUUCCUUGGCUGA
Messenger RNA from Magallana angulata, 1786 nucleotides. RefSeq names its product heat shock 70 kDa protein 12A-like. Bases 50 to 1786 code for a protein of 578 amino acids. The record is from RefSeq and is a predicted model, not a curated record. The transcript is spliced from 5 exons. NCBI's taxonomy places the organism in Eukaryota, Metazoa, Mollusca, Bivalvia, Ostreida, Ostreidae. Gene Ontology annotation, molecular function: ATP binding; ATP-dependent protein folding chaperone.